Galendromus occidentalis (western predatory mite) is the source of this 2541-nucleotide messenger RNA. Its product is annotated as Y+L amino acid transporter 2. Gene Ontology annotation, biological process: amino acid transmembrane transport. Gene Ontology annotation, molecular function: L-amino acid transmembrane transporter activity. The transcript has a single exon. The record is from RefSeq and is a predicted model, not a curated record. NCBI's taxonomy places the organism in Eukaryota, Metazoa, Arthropoda, Arachnida, Mesostigmata, Phytoseiidae. Gene Ontology annotation, cellular component: membrane. The coding region runs from base 463 to 2013 and encodes 516 amino acids.
AUCGACGAGAAGACGGAGACCAAACGUCCGCCGAGAGCAGAGGGGAAGGCCCCGGUUUCCCUUCCUCCCUCCCUCUCGGCCUACCCUUGCCGUCUGUGGCCUCAACGAAACGACUGCCGACAACAUGUCUGCACCCUUCGAACCAUGCGGUUCAGCAGAGCUCUGAUGCAACUCUAACUAAUACGUCUGCAGCCGAGCCAUUCGCUCUUCGACGCCUCCCCGCCACCGCCGCGACCACCGACUCGCUGCCUCGUCGCCGUUGCCCAAAUCGGUCGGGAGCGCAAGCGAAGACUGUGCGGCUCGUUCGUUCCCGUGCGCAUGGGAUUUGAGUUUUCGAGCGGUAGAAUAGAUCCGAACGAAGAAUUCUCGCCCGACCCGCCGCCGGCAGCUCGAACGACCGGAAGUGAACACAGGUAGAUAGAUCAUCGACCUGCCGUGCCGACAACCUCAAUCGCAGUGAUCAUGACCACGGAACCGGGAGUGAAAGAUGCCCUUAUGGGAUCGGAUACGCGCGGUGGUUCGCAGAGUCCCUCGUCGUCGGUGACGACACCGACGGAUUCGACGCGUGGCGCUAUCAUCAAGGGCUCGGACACAAACUCCGUGGCAUCAGGUGGUGGAAUCCAACUCAAGAAACAGCUCGGCCUGCUCAAUGGAGUCAGUGUGAUUAUGGGUGUCAUCAUCGGAUCCGGUAUUUUCAUAUCUCCCACGGGAGUUCUGGGCAAGGCCGGUUCGCCGGGUAUGGCCCUAGUUGUCUGGGCAGGCAGUGGUAUCAUCUCGAUGGUGGGCGCCAUGUGCUACGCUGAGCUCGGCACGGCGAUACCCAAGUCCGGCGGCGAUUACGCUUACAUUCACGAGGCGUUCGGUGCGUUGCCCGCGUUUUUAUUUCUCUGGGUCUGCCUGCUCAUCAUCCAGCCGAGUUCGAACGCCAUAGCCGGCCUCGCUUUCGCCAAAUACAUCCUGGAGCCGUUCUUCGAGGGCUGCGCGCCUCCAGUGAACGCCGAGAGACUGAUUGCUGCGACGAUCAUCUGCCUCUUGACUUUCAUCAACUGUUAUAACGUCAAGUGGGCGACUAAACUCCAAGAUUGGCUCAUGUUCACUAAAGUCGUGGCCCUUCUGCUCGUCAUUAUCGCCGGCGCCGUGAGACUCGCGCAGGGUUAUACGGCGAACUUGGCCAACUUCUGGGUUGGGUCAACGACGGAUCCGUCGAAAAUCGCGCUGUCGUUCUACUCUGGGCUGUUUUCGUUCGCCGGCUGGAAUUAUCUGAACUUCGUGACUGAAGAACUCAAAGAUCCAUUCCGGAACUUACCGAGAGCCAUCUACAUCUCACUGCCAACUGUGACGAUCAUUUACCUGUUUGCGAAUAUCUCAUAUUUCAUUGUAUUAUCGGCUGACCAAGUGUUGGUCUCCGACGCGGUCGCCGUCACUUUCUCUCAACAAGUCUUCGGCAAAUUCCACUGGAUCAUGCCGAUUUUCGUCGCGCUCUCCACGUUCGGGGGUCUGAAUGGAGGGAUCUUCGCAUCGUCGCGAUUAUUCUUCGUCGGAGCUCGUCAGGGACACUUGCCAAACGUGUUGUCGAUGAUCAACAUCGACUACUUCACUCCAGUCCCCUCGCUGGUCUUCUUGUGUGCCUUGAGUUUGAUCUAUCUAUCGAACACUGACAUUCGAAUACUGAUAAACUACACGGCGUUCAGUGAAGCGUUAUUCGUCAUGCUCUCCGUCGGGGGCUUGCUGUGGCUUCGCAUCAAGAGGCCUGACCUGAAAAGACCGAUCCGGGUGAACAUAAUCUUGCCCAUUCUGUUCUUCGUAGUCUCGUUCUGCCUGGUGGUGUUGCCAUUCUUCUCGGAACCUCUGGAAAAUCUUAUAGGUGUCGCCAUCUGUCUCUCCGGUAUUCCAGUGUUCUGCCUCACGAUUCUAUGGAAAGAUAAGCCCGAAUUCUACAAGAACGGCAUUGAAUCGGUGACCGCCUUCAUACAGAAACUCCUCGUCAGCGUACCGCAGGAUAAAGUAGAUUGAUCUACUUGUCGGGAAUUCCAUGCUCCCCGAAUUCAAAACUUCCGAAGCCCGAUGUAAAUUGUCCGUAACACAUUUCUCCCCCUGCUGUCCCUCUGCUCGAGGAGCCGUGUUCCCUUCGGAUUAAUGAUUAUGCCGAUUGCCACAAUCAGCCAUGGGUUUGUCUGGAAAACGUAGUGCAUACAACAGACUUUGUAAAAACUUUCCUCCCACUUAUCGUCAAGGUCGCGGCCUCGCCAUCGACUCGGCCCAUAUUUGCGCAGAGUUCAGACGGUCGAUGGUUUUCGAAGGUUUUUCAUGUACAUAUGGCAUAGAUAGAUCCGAGAGGAGAACAUUGUCGGAAGAUGACUCAACGAGACAGAGUUUUUGAAGAUGACCUAUAUUUUUGUAAGACCCAUGAUCUUGAAGGGAGCGUUGACGUACAAUCCACAUGCGACCACUCGAAACAGAAUUCCCCAAAGAUUUUGCUGGCACGGGACUCAUAUAGAAAUUUUAUAGAUUCGCUGAUUUAAUAAAAUUACAUUUAAUUUA